Molecule: messenger RNA, 831 nt
Organism: Cygnus atratus (black swan)
Lineage: Eukaryota; Metazoa; Chordata; Aves; Anseriformes; Anatidae
Gene: GJB7
Product: gap junction protein beta 7
Exons: 2
Coding region: 1-831 (276 amino acids)
Biological process (GO): cell communication
Cellular component (GO): connexin complex
Source: RefSeq, a predicted model, not a curated record
AUGAGCUGGGCAUUCCUGCGUGACCUGCUGAGUGGAGUGAAUAAAUAUUCAACAGGAAUUGGAAGAAUCUGGGUAGCAGUUGUGUUCAUAUUCCGCUUGCUGGUUUAUGUUGCGGCUGCAGAAAACAUCUGGAAAUACGAACACGAUGAAUUUGAAUGCAACAUCAAGCAGCCUGGCUGUGAAAAUGUUUGCUUUGACCAUUUUUUCCCUGUCUCUCACAUCAGGCUCUGGGCUUUGCAGUUAAUCCUGGUCUCCACCCCUUCGCUCUUGGUUGUUUUCCAUGUUGCUUAUCGAGAGAACAGAGAAAAAAAGCACAACCAGAAACUUUACAAAAGUCCAGGUGAGAUAGAUGGUGGAUUGCUGUGCACUUACCUUAUCAGUCUUGUUUUAAAAGCAGGAUUUGAAAUAGUUUUUCUCAUUCUGUUUUAUAAAUUGUACAAUGGAUUCAAAAUACCACAUCUCGUCAAAUGCGACGUGAGACCAUGUCCUAAUACUGUUGACUGCUAUAUUUCUAAACCAACUGAGAAGAUGAUUUUCCUCUAUUUUCUGGUGGCAACUUCAUGUCUGUGCAUUGUAUUAAAUUUAAGUGAACUGAGUUACCUCAUUUGCAAAUACUCUGUGAAGUGUUAUCUGAAGAGGUACACCAAGAAACAUCGAGGCUCAGCAAGCGAUUGCCACAAAUCAGGAACCAUCACCAGCGAGAGGAAAAGGAGUGCAGGGAGAGCCCGUGCCAUCAAUAGAGCACAAGCACCUCGGUUAUCUGUAAGAUCACAACCUCACUUCCCUUUCAGAAAGUGCCUCGUUUAUUCAGUUUUUAACGGUAUGGCAUAA